ACAUUCAUGUAACGCAAUUUAGUCAUUUUUAACGUUAAAAGAUGUAACGUUUUUAGUCUUUUUUUUCCGUCAAAAUCGACUGAAAUUUCAGUGUAAACCAACUGUAUGAAUAUUCGGAACGCUACCCAGCAUCUUUCAAAUUCAAACAUUUGAAAUGACAACCAUUCCAAACAACUCUGUUCCGAACGAACUGAAUAAACAUCUUACAAAAAUUCGAUUUGUGUAUUGAUUUCGUUUUGGGCGCGUGAAUUAGAAAGAAACAGCAGAACCGACACAUCUCUUCCAUUUCACACAACACAACAGACUCAUUCGCUACUAUGGCUUGGUGUUGUAUUUGUUUAUUUUGGUUCCGUUAUGAGAUUAUAUUUCGCAUGAGUUUCUGCAUCGACACCAGUCAAAUCCGAAUUUCGUCACGAAAAUUAGCGCGUUGAAGAGAGUUGUCACAUACACACAGUGUGCAGAUACGUGUGUGCAGUAUUUAUGUCACAACCAAAUUCAGCUUGAUGUGUCAAACUGAUGCCGGUUGCACAUUCACAUUGAUUUGAGCAUUUGGAAAGGCAAGUCAUUUGUUGUGAAUACUGUUCGAUUUACAGUGAUCGUUUUUUUUCGUUUUUCAUUCAAAUUAAGUAAUUUAGAAGCAACAAAAAAUCAUUUCUAGUGCGUUCUAAAGUAAUUUUUGUGUUUUCAUUCUAUUUUUUCAGGGUUCAAUAAUGGGCAGAAAAAGGAUUGGGGCACAUGCCAUUCGUGGCAAUAGGUCGAAACCGCGGAAAGUUGAAGAUGGCAAGCAAAAGGAGGAGAAAGCAUACUUUGCAAUCAAGUUGGCCGCCGCUAGUAUCGUUCGACCGGAAUAUCGUGAUCGUAUUCUGCCAUGGAUCACAAAAACGAGCAUAAAAUGCACCGAAAUAUCUGAAUUGGCGUCGCUUUUAUUCCUCAACAAAGUCAGAGAUGCCACUGAACAGGCCAUCAUCACCGGCAAUUGGGAAUAUUUCGACGAUGGCGAUGGAAUGCACAUCAUCGAAAAUUGCUUCUUUGCUGUGUUGCGGCGCUACAAGGAAGAAAAUUUCAUUAUGGAUCCAUGGUUCCGGCAUUGCUUUGAGAAUGUGGACACCGAGAAUCGCUCCGCAUGGCCAAACAAUGAUUACUUCGGCAACAUGAUGAAAUAUUUGUUCCAACAAUAUGGCCGUAAUGUGAAGACGAAUUUGGAUACACAUGCACAGAAACGAUUGCGGUAUUUCUUGAGAUUGAAGGCAUUCAGACAGAACUACACUAACCGGAUUCGUGGCCUACCGGCGGUGGCGUGCAAAGUACGACGCGAACGACGCAAUUGCGUCGGGCGGCACUUGCCGUGGGGCGGCAAAAUUGCGAGCGAAGCGAGCAAAAAUGUUGUAUUUUAGUAAUAAAGGUAAUUUUUGGGGCGACAUUUUGGGCAUCUGCGUCGGGCGGCACAGCAUCUGCGUCGGGCGGCACAUUUGCUUUGUACGCCACCGCCUACCGGACACAUACGAUGAACGAGAUGUGGCAAAUGCAGUGUCAUGGGCAAUGAAACGAUAUGACGCAACAAGAGGUGAUGCGGAUCGCUUGGCCAAACGAGAUCGAUUGCUGCUUUAUGUUCGAGAUAUUCGCGGACCGACUGACGAUGAUAUCGCCAAAUUCACCAAAGACGAAGAUACAUGGUUUGCAUCAUUGCCAAUGUGGUUGAUCAUGCAAUCAGAAAUCGAAACACACCUCAACUGGGUUGAACAACACCACGACAACAUCGUGCAAGUCAUUGCGUUACCAAACAUCAAGAAUUUGGUGGUCAUCCCAAUCUGUCAUCACACGCGAAAGGCAGUGAGAAUAGACGCUGAUGUUUUGUAUCAUAUGAUGUGCGGAACCGGUACCAUUCCUCGUGAUGAAUAUGGUCGGCAACACUCAGGAAGCGACGUCACGUUAAAAUCAAAUCAAGCGUAUUAUUUCAAUAUGAUUUUGAACAUGGAGAAAAUCAAUCGAGUGUUGAAAGCAAACAAAAAAUUCGAACAUAUUCUCAGCGAUGGUGUAUCGGCAUCGAUUCUGUACUCAGUGAAGAAAACCGUAGUCGACAAGUUAGUGGAAGAUGGUUUGGUGCGUAAACGGUACUCUGAUGGCUUCUAUGUCUAUGAAUUGGGCAUUGAUUGGGGUAUGAAUUAAUAAUGACAAAGAGCGAAUUCAUAAUGGCAAAGAGGUAUGUUAGCGAUUGAAUGCAUUCUAUUGUGAUUGUGUCAUGUGAAUCCAUUUCAUUGUUUAAUUUUUAUUGUUCGAUUUUUGUUUCCAUCUCACAGAUGAAUUUCACAAUCAACAGCAAGAAGUAUCAUUAUUGCACCGGAGAAGGAGUGCGUAAGGAAAAGAGAGAGCGAUGGACUCGUGCCUUUGGGCAGUUCGAAGAGAGUGAUCGAAACAACCGAGCGCGAUAUGACCGAAUGCCAUCACCAAAAGGAAGUAAUUGGCGUGACUACAUACGGCAUCGAUUCACCAUCAUGAAGAAAGCCAUUGCAGUGUACACAACCGAAAAGUACACACGUUUAAGUUUUGAUCAUUACAUCGAGUCCAAUCGGGUCAGUGACAAGGUGGCCGCAAUGCUGACAAAUCGCAAACGAUGCAUCAUUAACAUUGGAGCUUCCCAACCAGCUGCAAAUUCACCAAUACAGAUCAAGAAACACGUUCGAUGCCCGGGCGUGCGGAAAUUGAUGAAGAGUUUCAAGAAAAUGGAAGGCAAUGUCAUACGAUUUGUGAACGAAGCCAGAUCAUCACGAUUGUGUGCCAGAUGUUCCGAACCAUUUCCAUUGAGUACAUUGAACGAUCGUGUCAAGGUGUGUGAAUGGUGUAUGCCCGAUCAAGAUGAUUGGCCUGAUGGAAUGAAGCUACCAGAGAAAAUUGUAGCGGCAAAGAGCAAGCGGAAGUUGCGAUCAGAGCGACGAGCAAUGCGACAAGCAGCAGUGCAGAAUCCAAAUCAACCCCGUGGUUUUGUGUCUAAGGUGAUUUGCUACCGUAAAAACUGGCAACAAAACGCGGCAAACGGUAUGGAUGACAAUGUUGAAGAGCGCAGAGGUGUAAUCAUUCACGACGCUGAACUCGGUAUCAUCGAGUACACAGAUGAAUUUGUGCCCGAAGACCCCGUUGACGACUCUCCAGUACUGAAGACAGUUUGGCAACGUGACAUUUCAGCUGCAAAAUUGAUCUUGUACAGAGGGCAUUGCGAACUCUUUGGACAUCGGCUGCAUGAUGCGUUCACACGUCAACACCUCGUGUAUCCAACUCGAUUCCGAGUCAACUUCAACAUUCAUUAAUAUCAAUAGAGCCGCAAUUUAUGUUUUAUUUUUCAAAAGAAUUUAUGUAACAGUAUGUUAUUUGGAGUUGGUUGAGGUCUUAGUCUCCCAGACAUCAUCGAUACCAGAUAUCGAUGGCUAUCUAUAGUCUAUAGUCUAUAUAGAUGUAGGUAGAGUACAGGAUAAUUCCUGUAGCGUAAGAAAUUAGCGUUAAUUCGCAAUUUGUUGUAUGUGCUAAAGUGCAGUUUCAUGGAAGUCAUAAAAUGUGUACGAUCAAAAUAUACCGCUUCAAACAACUAGGUUUCUUUAAAAAUCAAUCAUAACGAUGGGAAAACUGUGAAUGAUUGAUUCGAAUGGAAACGAAAAGAAACAAAAGAAAAAUGUUCGAUAGAUUUCUAAAAAAAUUUCAUUGCAAAGGUCGAAUAAAUAAACAAUUGCAAUUGGAGGGAAAAGAAAUAAAGUUGAUUGAAUCGGCACGGUAUGAAUAAUGUGAGAAGAGAGGAAUGAACCUCUUUGUACUGGUUCAAACGUGCAUUUGCAUGAAUAUUUUGAAAUAUUAAUAAAAUACAUGUUAGGCAAAUAAGAAAAUUCCACAUGUAUGCGAAUUAGUCUAUUAUUUACAGAUCAUUUCCAUUGCGAUUGUCGAAUGAAGCUAGAAACAAUUAGAUUUUCCUGCAUUGAAAAUCCAUCAUACAAAUUGAAAUAGAUGGGUCUUGGAAAUUGAAAUGCAUUGAUUUUUCUGAAACCAAAAGCAUACACACACACACACACACACACACACACACACACACACAAAGCAAUGCGUCAUUUCCAUCAUCCUCAAAAAGACGAAACAAUGCAAAUACCAAUUUGGAUCAGCUGUUGCAGAAGCAAAUUGUUUUCCAAUACAGACUUCUUAUGUAAUAUCGCCAAUCUACACGGAAAAUAUGCGAUUUAAUCGUGUUUAAUCAGUGAGUUUGCGAAAUUUUCUGCAUAUGGAUCGAUAAUGGGCUUCCGUUUGCGUGCACCAUCAGAACGUUGUUCGAACGUUCGACGGGCAAACGGGGAGAGGGACGCAGUCGUUUGCGAAUAAUAUAGAACAGAAAUGAGAAUGUAAUAUUAAGAAUGUGCACUAAAAUGUGCUGUUGAGUAUAUACGGUAUGCACGAGUUGCUAUUGUCAACAAACGGUGAUGCAAUGGAAAUGAAUACAUGCAAAUAAGCUGUUACUUUUGCGAAACUACACACGAUGUGUUUGGUGCGUACUGCGAUAAAAGCC
This is a messenger RNA of Sitodiplosis mosellana (orange wheat blossom midge), 4537 nucleotides long. RefSeq lists its product as uncharacterized. The record is from RefSeq and is a predicted model, not a curated record. NCBI's taxonomy places the organism in Eukaryota, Metazoa, Arthropoda, Insecta, Diptera, Cecidomyiidae. Bases 2217 to 3302 code for a protein of 361 amino acids. The transcript has 4 exons.